Molecule: messenger RNA, 393 nt
Organism: Trypanosoma theileri
Lineage: Eukaryota; Euglenozoa; Kinetoplastea; Trypanosomatida; Trypanosomatidae
Exons: 1
Coding region: 1-393 (130 amino acids)
Source: RefSeq, a predicted model, not a curated record
AUGCGAUCAUAUCCGCUUCCCUUUCAGAGUUUAUAUAUAAAACAAAUAAAUUACAAUAAUUGUUUCCCUCUUCAAAUUUCCCCCCUCAAAAUCCACAUCACCCCUAACAGAAAACAAUUCCCCUCUGACACUCUUUUUCCCAAGAGCCACACUCGUGGGAAAGCCCGCAGCCCAUCACGCGUGUCGUUGGGAAGUUCCUUUUGCCGUUGGGGAAUUGCGAUGCGCAUGUCCGUUUCCUUUCUUUUUUUCCUUUUUAAACCUUCGGACAUUGCGGUAUUUGCCCUCUGGCACCUCCCAUUAUCAGGGAUAUCCCGUGAGAUUUUCCAUUUGCGCACAACGCCAUGCUGGAUCAAAAUUGCGCAAACGAGAUGCCGAGAACGCGUAAUGCUGUAA